Pygocentrus nattereri (red-bellied piranha) is the source of this 2315-nucleotide messenger RNA. RefSeq names its product follistatin b (gene fstb). The transcript is spliced from 6 exons. Gene Ontology annotation, molecular function: protein binding; activin binding. Gene Ontology annotation, biological process: multicellular organism development; cell differentiation; negative regulation of activin receptor signaling pathway. Lineage: Eukaryota; Metazoa; Chordata; Actinopteri; Characiformes; Serrasalmidae. Bases 124 to 1089 code for a protein of 321 amino acids. The record is from RefSeq and is a predicted model, not a curated record.
GCCUCAUAGCGAUUUAAAACGCAAGACUGGCUCUCUAUGACAGACACUGGGUGUCAAGCACGCUAAGCAUCCCGUCCUACACGCCUCAUCCACCCGUCCUACAUCCGGCCCUCCUCUCCAAGGAUGCUCCAGCUCCUGCAGCUUCGCCAGGGCGUGCUCGCGCUGCUCAUGUGGCUCGCGCACUUCAUGGAGGAGCACCGAGUUCAGGCUGGCAACUGCUGGCUUGAGCAGGGGAAGAAUGGGAGAUGUCAGGUCCUCUACAUGUCUGGGAUGAGCCGAGAAGAUUGCUGCAGAGGUGAAAGGCUGGGCACGGCAUGGACAGAGGAGGAUGUGCCCAGCAAUACCUUAUUUAGGUGGCUGCUCCUGAAUGGUGGUGCACCCAACUGUAUACCAUGCAAAGAGACAUGUGAUAAUGUGGACUGUGGUCCUGGAAAGCGGUGUAAGAUGAACAAGAGAAACAGGCCACGCUGCGUGUGUGCUCCAGACUGCUCCAGCGUCACCUCCAAAGGCCCUGUGUGCGGCUCAGAUGGGAAGACCUACCGCAACAAGUGUGCGCUCCUCAGAGCCAAGUGCAGGAGAUACCCCAACCUGGUGGCCCAGUAUCAGGGCAAGUGCAAGAAAACAUGUCAGGAUGUCCGCUGUCCCGGCUCUGCCACAUGUGUGGUGGACCAGGUCAACAAUGCCUACUGUGUGACCUGCAACCGUAUGUGUCCUGAAGCGACUUCACCUGAGCAGUACCUGUGUGGGAAUGAUGGGAUUGUUUAUGCCAGCGCUUGCCACCUCAGAAGAGCCACGUGCAUUCUGGGAAGAUCUAUUGGGGUCGCCUAUGAGGGCAAGUGCAUAGACGCUCAGUCGUGUGAUGACAUCCGCUGUCCCGAGGGGAAGCAGUGCCUUUGGGAUGCACGGACAGCACGAGGCCGCUGCUCGGCCUGCGAGGAUGACUGUCCAGAGAGCCGUCCCGGAGACAGCGUGUGCGCCAGCGACAACACCACCUACCCCAGCGAGUGCGCCAUGCGGCGGGCUGCCUGCUCGCUCCGCCGCGUCCUGGAGGUCAAACACUCCGGCUCGUGCAACUGCGUAGACCACUGACCUGUCCGAAACCCCUGACCCCCCUCUCAGUCCCACCGCACAAGGCUGCCCACCCGCUUCCUUGUGCCAAUCAGAAAAAGCAUUUUCAUUUCAGAUGCUUUGCUGGAAAAGAAGCAAAAACCAAUAACCAUUAACCAUUAAUGGUUCUUUAAAAAAAAAAAAAAAAACGUUUGUUGUCCUUUCAAAGCCAUGCGGUGAGUUUGUGUGCUGUUGUGUUUCGUACUGAUGCAACAGCUACUGUGUUCCUCCGCGUAGCCAUCUCGGAGCUGACGGAGGAGGACGAAGAUGAUGAAGAGGAGGAGGAGGAGGAUGAAGAUCAGGACUGCACAGAUUAUGUUCACGUUUCUCCAAUACUGAUGGGGUGAAGCGCCGUCAGCACCGGCACUCGACGUGAGUGCAGAGUCAGUAUUCAUACUGUACAUAGAGAUAUGCUUAUUUAUUUUCCAGGGAAAGAAAGAAAAGAGGAAGAUUUCAUAUAGCUCCGUCUUCUGGAUGUUUAUUUAUAUAUUUUUGUGUCCAUUUAUUUAUACAUUUAUAGUGUCUGACUGACUAUCUUUUGUCUUCUGUAUAUUAUCCUCAACACUAUUUAUUAUAAGGUGCAAUGUGUUACGUAGAAGCGUGUUGAUUUCGUGACCUAAACAAUAUAUACGUGUCGUUUUCUACAGUGCCCAAACUCGAUUAUCUGCCUGAACGCUUUGUAUAUGUGUGCGAGUGUGUGCGUUAGUUGGAAACCUAAAGCUCACUAAUAAAUGGACUUCUAAGCGGAUCUGGUUUUGUUUACAAUCAAAGCAGACUUAAACAGCUCUGCCGUUAAAGUCUUUAUAAGCAAUUUAUUUCUGUCUUCUACAGACGACAUGCUAUUUGAUGUGAAAAGAAUAAUGUGAGAGUAAAAAAACCAUAUGGACAUUAAAAUGUGGGCUUUUUUCUACAUUGGAAGGUUUUUUUGCUAUAAUAAUGCUUGAACACCAUUUUUGUUGCCAAUAUCCUAAUGCCGUCAAUGGUCUUUGUAGAAGGCUCUACUUUGUUUUAUCACAGAAUGUAUAGGAUUAACUAUAUCAAUGAUCUUAUAAUACUUUUGCCGUUCUUUUCUUUUUGGUUUGUUAUUGUUGAUUAUUCUGGAGAUUCAGCUGUAAGUAUAUAGUUUUUUUUUUUUUAUUGUUCAGUGUACAUAAAGAUAACGAUGCCAUUUGUAAACAUGCAGUAUGAGUAAAAACUGGUUAAAAAUA